Molecule: messenger RNA, 1704 nt
Organism: Adineta ricciae
Lineage: Eukaryota; Metazoa; Rotifera; Eurotatoria; Adinetida; Adinetidae
Source: the annotation of a GenBank genome assembly
AUGUCCUCGGCUACCGUCGUUAAGUUGAUUUCUGAUGAUUCAGAAUAUCCAAAUUUACAAGUACAAUCAACGGAUUCGAAAACAUUAAUUGUCGGACGAAAUGAAUUGAGUAAAAUAAAGUCAACACGAUGUGCGAGACAGCAAGUUGCUCUUCAUAUCGAAGAUGACAACCACGUCUACAUCGAACAACUUGGCGCAAAUACGUCAUUUGUAAAUGAAAUACCGAUAGAUUCGAAGAAGCGACAGUUAUUACAUGAUGGUGAUAAACUUCAGUUGGUCGAAAAUGAACAUUGCUAUACGAUUCGAAUUGAUCCAUACGUGACAGUUCAACCAACAUUGAAAAGACAAAACACAGAUGAUAACGGAGCUCAGCAGACGUCUAUGAAGAGACCAAAACCAUCGGCGAAUAGUCAAAAUGUGGAAGAUGAUGAUGACGAUGAUUCAGCGGAAGAAAAUCGUUUAGCCUGGAUUCAACAACAACUCAAUGCUUUGCAAGAAAAUGCCACUCAACCAACACAACCACCAUCACAACUACCGUCAGUGACUACGGCAACAUCGAAAGAUCUGUGGGAAAAACCUUACAAGGGCCUUGAAGUAUUCACUUCGAAAGGAGUGAUCAGUAGCGAAAAAAUCGCUGCUUUUGACAUGGACGGGACGAUCAUUCUCACGAAAUCUGGUAAAGUACAUCCAACCGAUGAAAAUGAUUGGCGUAUUGGAUUUGAUACAUGUUUCAAAAAACUUAAACAAUUACAUACAGAUCAUUAUAAAAUUGUUGUCUUCACCAAUCAGCGUGGUUUAAUGAAAGCAGCAUCGACAGACAAUUUUCGAAAAAAAAUUCAAUUUAUUCAACAGAAGUUAAACGUUCCUAUGCAAGUAUUUGUUGCAAUUCACCCCGGCCGUUACCGAAAGCCAUGUAUUGGUUCAUGGUUACUUUUGCAAUCCAAAUACAAUGAUGGUAUUCAGAUCGAUAAAAGCAAAUCAUUCUAUGUAGGCGAUGCUGCCGGUCGUCCCGAUAAAUGGCGAGCGAAAGCGAAAAAAGAUCAUUCGUGUGCCGAUCGUCUCUUUGCUAUCAAUGUUGGUUUAAAAUUCUACACUCCAGAAGAAUAUUUCCUCGGAUUAAACAAAGCUAAUUACGAAAUGCCAAAAUUUGAGCCAAAAGCUCUUCGAUCAAUCUUAUCACUUGUAGAACCAACCACUGGUUCCCUGACAUCGGAUAAAGUCGAACUUAUUGUUAUGUGUGGACUUCCAGCAUCGGGUAAAAGUUGGUUUGUUAAAAAGCACAUUGUAUCGCAUAAAUACGAAUAUAUUAAUCGAGACGAAGUUGGUACUUGGCAAAAAUGCGUCAAAAUGGCUGAAACAGCGCUGAGUAAACAACAAAGUGCGAUCAUUGACAACACUAAUCUUGAUAAAGAAUCUCGACAAAGAUAUGUCGAGGUGGCCAAGAAGUUCCAAGUUCCAUGUCGAUGUUUUAUCAUGAAUGUAUCACUUGAACAUGCGAAACACAACAAUCUCUUUCGACAAAUGAUCGGUGCAGAUGAUGCUCAUAAAGAUGUUAACGAUAUUGUGAUCAUGGGUGCCAACAAACGUUAUGUUAAACCAACAUUAGAUGAAGGUUUUUCGGAAAUUCUUACAAUCAAUAUGCAACCUCUAUUCGAUGACCAAGAGUUAGAAGAGUUGUACUAUCAAUAUAUUCUCGACAAAUAG